AUGCGGGUGAAGGCCCUGAGGACCACUACGUGGGGAACACAGGUGGCAGUACUUGAGGUGCCGGCCAGGCUGGCCCCCAAGAUACAAGAUGGGGGUAAAUUGAGGGUGGGGCACGUCCUGGCGAGGCUGCGACUAUUCCCCAGAAUUCUAAGAUGUUUCCGGGGUCACGGCUUCGGACAUAUUAGUAUGAACUGCAGGCUGAAAGCAGAUAUUUACAGGAAGUGUGGCGAGCCCGGCCAUGGCAUCGGGGACUGUAAGGAGACGGUCCCCACCUGCAGUCUGUGUGGCAGAGAGGGUGUUACGGCGAAAGACGCCAACCAUAUAGCGGGCGGAAUGGGCUAA
Messenger RNA from Hylaeus anthracinus, 342 nucleotides. RefSeq lists its product as uncharacterized. NCBI's taxonomy places the organism in Eukaryota, Metazoa, Arthropoda, Insecta, Hymenoptera, Colletidae. The transcript has a single exon. The record is from RefSeq and is a predicted model, not a curated record. The coding region runs from base 1 to 342 and encodes 113 amino acids. Gene Ontology annotation, molecular function: nucleic acid binding; zinc ion binding.